UGGAACCGGCUGUGGGGGCGAGGGCAGGCCGCAGGGGAGAGCGCUGUAACGGUCGUAGUUUUCCAUCAAGGAGGGUGGCAGUGGGUUUGGGGGACCCGCCCCCUUCCCCCGAAAUCAGCCGCUUAAGGCCUGCGAACUGGACGCGUCGCGCUUCUCAGCCUCUCGGGCCUACGCCGUCCCAGAACCUACCUGGUUACAAAUCUGUAAUUCACACGAUGGGCUCCCAUUAUCAGAAGACUCUUUUUUAACUUGGCGAGUGUAUGUUAUGUGAAGCCGGAAAAUCAAGAAGGGGUGUGUAUCGUGUUCCGUGUUUCCGUUGGCCUGUUCACGAGCCAGUUUUUCCAGUAAGGUGAAGAAAAUUAUAAAGGAUAUGUCACAGAAUCAACAAGAACUAGAUUCCGAUAUUACUACAGAUGGGGAUGUUGUUAUAGAUAAUGAGGAAGAACUUAUUAAACAAUGUGAAGAAAUAUGGAAAGACAUGGAAGAAUGUCAGAAUAAAUUAUCACUUACUGGAACUGAGACACUCACUAACUCAAAUGCUCAGCUUUCAUUACUUAUUAUGCAAAUGAAAUGUUUGACUGCUGAACUUGGUCAGUGGAAUAAAAGAACACCUGAACUAACACACCUGACUGAAGAUGCUUUGGUAACAUUAGGAAAAGAAGAGUUCCAAAAAUUGAGAUGUGAUCUUGAAAUGGUACUAUCUACUAUUCAAUCAAAGAAUGAAAAGUUAAAGGAAGACUUAGAAAGGGAGCAACAGUGGUUGGAUGAACAACAGCAAAUACUGGAAACUCUGAAUGUAUUAUACAGUGAUUUAAAAAAUCAGGUUGUGACAUUUUCUGAAUCAAGAAUAUUUAAUGAGUUAAAAGCUAAGAUGCUUAGUAUAAAAGAAUUUAAGGAGAAGCUCUUGGUUACCUUGGGUGAGUUUUUAGAAGAUCAUUUUCCUCUGCCUGAUGGAAAUACUAAAAAGAAAAGGAAAAACAUUCAGGAAUCAAAUGCACAGCUGAUAACACUGAAUGAAAUGUUAGAGGCUUGGUGGUGCACGCCUUUGAUCCCAGCACUCGGCAGGCUGAGGCAGGUGGAUCUCUAUAACUUUGAAGCCAACCUGGUCUACAAAGUGAGUUCCAGGGCAGCUAGGGCUGUUACACAGAGAAACCCUGUCUCAAAAAAACAAACAAACAAAAAUCAAUAAAAGGAUAUCUGAUUCUUCAACAUAGUUUCUUAUUUAUUCAUUUGCUACCUGCACCCUAACACCAUGUGCUAUUAUACUGAUAGAAUUUUAGUUUACAGCUCAGUUCUACACCUAAAACAUAUAAAUGAA
This is a messenger RNA of Meriones unguiculatus (Mongolian gerbil), 1318 nucleotides long. It is a transcript of the gene Cenpk, whose product is annotated as centromere protein K. Gene Ontology annotation, cellular component: nucleus. The record is from RefSeq and is a predicted model, not a curated record. Bases 371 to 1189 code for a protein of 272 amino acids. Gene Ontology annotation, biological process: mitotic sister chromatid segregation; kinetochore assembly. NCBI's taxonomy places the organism in Eukaryota, Metazoa, Chordata, Mammalia, Rodentia, Muridae. The transcript is spliced from 10 exons.